AUGUGUGAUCAGGUGAUACGUCCAUCAUGUGAUGUGCUCAGGACUCAUCUCAACCCUCCCUCGAAAGACUAGUUUACACCACUGCACCAAAUAAGCAUUCGAAACAGUUCUUUCUUUCAUCAAGAAAUUUCACGACCAUCCAGAGUUUUGAAAUGUUAGCAUUAAGUGUGAUUGGAAUACUUUCUGCUGUGAUCAGUGUGCAUGGAAAUGGUCAAAUUCAGAGUGAGUUUGGCCGGCCGGUGCAGCAGCUGCAAUCGACCGGUGCGCCAUGGCCACAGCCUCAAACCAUGACCUCUGCAACUGUUACGUUCCCACUUGCAGAUCCAAGUACUUUUAGGAUUUACCAGAAAAGUCAGACCCUUUGCCCAGUCUUGGAUCAGGCAUUUGCUCGUUAUUUCAACAUCAUCUUCUUUGGAACGCCUGAAAUGUCAGAAGAAGAGAAAUUGAUGAAGCUCCGUGAUAUGAGGCAACACGGAAGAUUCUGGAAUGCCAGCUUACAUGGCAAGAACCUUGUGGCUCUGAUGGGUCUCUCAGUCAACAUCAGCGACUGCAGUGAGAUGUUCCCUUCUCUUGAAUCAUCGGAGAAUUAUACUUUGGAUGUCAGUGAACCUUUUGCUUCAUUAACAGCACACUCUCAGUGGGGAGCUUUAAGAGGACUGGAAACAUUUAGCCAGCUUGUAUAUGAAUCUUCUUUAGCAAUGUUGGUAGUCAACAAGACAAGCAUCACAGACUUCCCACGCUUUGCUCAUCGAGGAUUUCUUGUUGAUACCUCUAGGCACUUCCUUCCUAUGGAUAUACUUCUUCAGUUUCUGGAUGCAAUGGCUUACAACAAGUUAAAUGUCUUCCAUUGGCACAUCGUUGAUGACCAGUCCUUUCCAUACCAGAGCAAAGAAUUCCCAUACAUGAGUCAAAAGGGAGCCUACUCACCACAUUAUGUCUACAGUCAGAGUGAUGUUCAGAGGGUCAUCAGUUAUGCCCGGGACCGAGGUAUCCGUGUCGUCCCUGAAUUUGACACCCCAGGUCACACCCAAUCAUGGGGCUCUGUUAAGGGCCUUCUGACACCAUGCGAGGAUAAGUCAGGCAAGCCCACAGGGGACUAUGGUCCCAUCAACCCAAUACUGAAUUCCACCUAUGCGUUUCUGAAGCCAUUCUUUCAGGAGAUCUUCAAAGUCUUUCCAGACAGUUUCAUUCAUGUUGGAGGAGAUGAAGUUAGCUUUGACUGUUGGAAAAGCAACAAAGACAUCCAGAACUUCAUGGCUAAGAUGGGAUAUGGCCAGAACUACUCCAAACUUGAAGCAUACUAUGAGAAACGUUUUUUGGGUAUUGUGGAGGAUCUGUUGGCUAAACCAAUUGUGUGGCAGGAGGUGGUAGAUAACGGUGUCCAGGUUGUCUCUGAUGCAGUAGUUCAUGUGUGGAAAGGCUCAUGGCAACAAGAGCUAGCUAAAGUCACUCAACUUGGGUAUCGAACACUGUUGUCAACCCCCUGGUAUCUGAACUAUGCUGGUAGUCCCUAUGGGCAGGACUGGAAGACUCUGUACUCUGUCCAACCCUUACUGUUUAAUGGAACUGCUGCCCAGAAGGCAUUGGUGUUUGGAGGAGAAGCCUGCAUGUGGGGGGAAUAUGUGGAUGCCACCAAUGUGAUCCAGAGGAGUUGGCCACGAGGCUGUGCAGUUGCUGAGAGAUUAUGGAGUGCAGAGAAUGUACGUGAUGUAAAUGAGGCAGCAUCAAGACUAGCUGAGCAGAGGUGCCGUAUGGUCAGGCGUGGUUUGAAAGCUGAGCCAGUGACUGGGCCGGGAUUCUGUGAGUUUCCAGGAAGCAAUUGAACGGAUGACCUGCAUUGUAAAACCUGUUGAUUGAAACCACACAUUUUCUGUAAUUAAGUACAUUCCAUUCUUAAUAUUUUACAUUUGUUUCUUAGAAGUAAUACCUGGGUUUGAUGAUUGGUAUUGUGACCAAAUCACAAAAAUGCGAACAUAAAUUACAAAAUCAAAAAAUGUUUUGCGAACAUGUGAGCCAGCUCGGCAUUGUUGGUUAUAGGUCACGUAUAAAAGACAUGACCUCAACAGCACUAUCUCUCACAUUAUUGUGAAAUGUGACAAAUUCCAUGCAUUGUGUUGCACUGAUUCAUGUUUGGUGAGCAGAUGAUUAGGUUUAUUAGCCUUUGACAUUAUUUUCUUGUACAGGUUCCUCAUUUCAAAAUAACUGGUUGUUAGGUUUCCUGUUUACAUUGGAAUUGUUCUGCGUAUGUGUAUCAAAUAACACAGUACUACCAAAGUUUCUAGAAAAAAAAUCUUUCAGCGAAAGAGCAUUACAUUUGUAAUUCAAGUCAGUCCAUAUAUACUUCAUAUUUGCAUUACCAUUCAAUUUUUCCAAUUACUUUUUGUGUAUUUUCGAUGAAAACCAACAAUAAUGGGAAAUGUAUGUACUCUGUUUCCUGUAAGAAAAAUAGAAAAAAAUAUUUGUUGAAUGCAGUACAGUACCUUGGGGAAAAUGUUCAAAUCUGUAAAAAAAAUAGUUUGUUUGCACUGAUAUUUUUUUUUUCAAUAUAUCUUGGUUGCAGUGCCUUUUGUUCAUACAGGGUGUAUGUAAAAAAAGUUAUGAACGUGGCUCCAUCUAAAAGGUAGGUUGUUAACUUGUCAUUGGUAUCUUAUUUGCAUCUCUUCAGUCAUGGAUGGCUGAGCACUAUUGAUUUAAAAAAAAGACCAAGAAACCCGUUUCAAAGUGCGCAGAAAAGGGGGUGUUAUGUUAUAGUGAUGUUGAUGUUGGUACAUAAUAAUGGUGUCCAUGAAGGAUUGAUCAUUCCAUAGAUUUGGUUUAUCAUCACAUGCCAAACACCUACUUUUUUUCCCCAGUUUGCCCGAUUCAGUGCUGAAUUAAGUUGUCCUAAUGUAAAAUGGUACUCAAAACACAUCUUGGGCGUCUGCCUUACUUGGCAUUGAUUUUUGAAAUUGGAUUGCAAGUUUGUGAUGAAAAACAAAAUCUUUGGAAUGAUGAAUUAUUUAUGGACAACAUGAUGUACCAUGUUAAGCAACAACAUCUCCAACAUACCCAUUUUAACGCAUUUUUACAGCGACAGCGCAUUCUUCGGACAGCUUAUAACUCCCAACUUGUUCAGCAAAUUUGGCAAAGAGGGGUGUGGUCCUCUGUUUUGAAAUCAAUGGUGCUCGGUCAUCCGUGACCGAAGAGAUGCAAAUAAGAUAUCAACUGAAGGCUAAGGAACUGCCCUUUAAGAUGGAGCCACUUUGACAUUUUUCAAGUUCAUAACUUUUACAUAUUAGCCCAUACGGUUUUUGGAUUUUUUUUUUAUGCACCCUGUAAAUUGAAGGUAAAUAUUUUGUCAGCUUUUUCUACUUUCUUCAUUUUCAUACAUCUGGAAUCAUUGAAUUUAAAUUAAUUGUAAAAAUGAAUAUUAAAAUAUGUCACAGUUUCAAACAUACGUGCAUCUUGAAUGAAU
This is a messenger RNA of Patiria miniata (bat star), 3454 nucleotides long. RefSeq names its product beta-hexosaminidase subunit beta-like. Gene Ontology annotation, biological process: glycosaminoglycan metabolic process; carbohydrate metabolic process; ganglioside catabolic process. Gene Ontology annotation, molecular function: beta-N-acetylhexosaminidase activity. The record is from RefSeq and is a predicted model, not a curated record. Bases 153 to 1823 code for a protein of 556 amino acids. Gene Ontology annotation, cellular component: membrane. The transcript has 12 exons. NCBI's taxonomy places the organism in Eukaryota, Metazoa, Echinodermata, Asteroidea, Valvatida, Asterinidae.